This is a messenger RNA of Ambispora gerdemannii, 1587 nucleotides long. The record is from the annotation of a GenBank genome assembly. Lineage: Eukaryota; Fungi; Glomeromycota; Glomeromycetes; Archaeosporales; Ambisporaceae.
AUGGCGGCAAAACUACCACAAGACUGUCUGAGACAGAUAUUGGCAGAAUGUCAUGUUAAUGACGUUCCCCUAUACAAUUAUUUGUUUGUUAAUUGGUCGUGGUGUGAAUGUGUCACGCCGUUAAUAUGGCAGAAACCAUUUGAGCGAAAAGAUGGUACCGUUUUUCGUGAGGAAAAAAGUUUUCAAUUUAUUAGAACUUUGAUAACUUGUUUACCAGACGAUUCUAAAGAAUUUCUUCACGAAAACGACAUUCAAUUACCGCAUAAUAAUCGUAAAAUCCAAACCUUCGAUUACCCAGCUUUUAUCCAGAAAUUGGAACCACAACGUUUGAGAUGGGCAACACGAGAAUGGAUCGAUAGAUUAGCACAAACAUCACCAACGACGACUCCCAUAAUCGAUGAGAACAAACAACUACUUAAUCGAAAAAAUUUUAUUCUAUUACAAGAGAUUUUGAAAUUAUUAAUACGACGAGGAAAACGGCUUUCUAAAUUUGUCUUGUCCGAAACAUCUACUGCUUAUGAUGAUGGCGUAAACAUUCCAUUCUACUUGCUUCCAAAUGCACAAACCUUUAUGGAACAACUUAGGCUUUUAGUAUGUGUUUUUCCACACGAAGUCCCAGAUUCCACAUUUUAUUCACUAGCACAAUCAGCAACAAAUAUCGAAGCAUUUGACAUUUCUGUAAGGGACGAAAGUGAGGGCUUAAUUCAACUUAUACGGAAUCAACGUGGCAUAAAAGAACUAACACUUUCCGGUGAUCGGUUAAACCAUAAAUUUGAUGAAGCUUUAAAAGCGCACACACCAACAAUAACACACAUUGAAUGCUUUGAGACUUUGAGCAUAUCUCCAGACACGCUGAUUCAAUGUCGAAAUCUCAGAGUUCUUAACUUGUAUUGUAAAAUUCCUGAAAACACUUUUAUAAUUUUAGGAAAUGCGCAGUUCCCAUUUCUUACAAAACUUGAUAUACAGCUACGAAAUAAAUUGGAUCUAGAGCGUUUAAGCCGGAUCAUCCAGACAACCACGGGACGAAUGAAGGUUCUAAAACUGCAUUGGGACACAUUUGAUCCUGAAAAUACAUAUACGUUGAUUAAAGCUAUCGGCGAUUACUGUCCACGCAUUGUUGAACUAGUGAUUCCAAUCAAAUCUGAAGACGCUUCCGGAUUAGCUUUCUUACUUUCGAAAUGCUGUCACAUACGAUCAAUAAUGUUGAUUUCGAAAGCUGACAUCGUGCAAGAUGGAGAACAACUUGUUAUUGCAAUUGCCGAUAAUGCUUCGGCAGCAUUAAGAAGUUGCAUUAUUUGCGGUCGAUGGAAUUAUACACCCGAAGUCUGGCAAACAUUUUGUGAGCGACAACAAAGCAACUCGCCACCAAUCCGGAUCUCACUAAUUGAUAAAAUUAAAUUGAGCCCAGAAAUUACUAAAAUUCUGAGGGAUUAUACUAAAUCGGGGCGAAAUAUACUUUCGACCGUAGAAACUCCUCAGCAUGUACCAUCGGUGCUAUCCGAUAUUUUCGACUCUACCAGGAAGUUAAAGGUUCGGAAAAUCCGUCCCUUGACGAUCGGCACUACCGGUCAUAAUCCGACGGAAUAA